This is a messenger RNA of Helobdella robusta, 1083 nucleotides long. RefSeq lists its product as hypothetical. The record is from RefSeq and is a predicted model, not a curated record. NCBI's taxonomy places the organism in Eukaryota, Metazoa, Annelida, Clitellata, Rhynchobdellida, Glossiphoniidae. The transcript is spliced from 3 exons. Gene Ontology annotation, molecular function: protein dimerization activity. The coding region runs from base 1 to 1083 and encodes 360 amino acids.
AUGUCAAAAAGAAAAAGCGUUUAUCGUGAACAGUUUUCAACUGACUUUCCAGGGAUUAAAAACAGUAAAAAAGGUGAAAAUUAUGCCUUUUGCGAAUAUUGUUCAACUGAUGUUAGUAUUGCGAACGCAGGCGUUUCAUCUAUUAAACAACAUUUUGAAAAAGAAGUUCACAAAAACAACGUAAAAAUUAAAAAGUCUACUGUCGGAAUAUCAACAUUUUUUCAUAGUAAUAAUUUGCCCACAUCUAGAAAAACUGCUGCAGCAGAAGGAGCAUUUGCAUAUCAUGUCGCUUUUCACUCGUUAUCGUUUAAAGCUGCAGAUUGUACAAAUCGUUUAAUUUCAACUGUUUUCGCUGAAUCGGAAACUGGUUCUGGAAAAUUAUUCUCUGAUGAUUCAAAUGAAAUCUACUUCUGGUUUCUACAUAGCUCAUUGCAGCUGUUUCAGCAAACUUUGCUGAUACUUGAAAAAAAAGACCUUGUGCUUCCUGAAAUGAUAGAAUCUGUCGAAAAUCUGUCACAAAAACUCACUGACAGGAUGCAGAAAAAUUUUUUUGGUGCCAUGACUCAAUCAAAGUUGCAAUCAUUAGAGGAUUCUAAUUUGGCUAAUCGCAUAGAAAAGGAGUUUUCAACAUUUUAUUUGACAUCUGUUGAUUACAUUCAGAAGUGGUUCAGAAUUACUGAUUAUCCGUCUUCUUCUAAGUGGUUAAUGCUGAAAUCUGUCGAUACAAUUUCGUAUGAGAAUAUUCGAAAAUCUGCAGAGUUUCUAAUGCCAGAAAUUUUUGUGAAAGAUUCUCUGUUUGAUGAAACGAGUCUUCUAAUUUCACUAUUGAAAGAUUCAAAAGAAAGUUUCCACGAAUUGCCUAUUGAUAUAAAAUGGGCUGUUCUGUUUCAAAACGAACUGUUUUCAAAUUUGAAGAAAUUGGUAUACACAAUUUUUGCCAUUCCUACCUCGAAUGCUGCUGUUGAGCGAAUUUUUUCAUUAUGUAAAAAACAAUGGACUGAUGAUAGAAACUGCCUAAAACUUGAUACUGUUAAAAGUUUACUACAGCACCCACGAAUCACGAUGAUUAGACAUUUAGAGUAA